ACAGGCAACGCCAUCGAAGCCCUUGUGCCCAAACACAAACCCUCCGCUACUUCACCUUAUUCGACAAACGUCCCCCCACAGUUUCAAUUCUCCAUCUCCUUCUCUUUUCUUCUCUCUGUGUGGAUUCGCUUAGGCCUCGAUCCAAAUGGCAAUGGCUGGGAGAAUCAGAUCAAGCGUCCCUCGCUUUACCAAGGCUCUGAUGUCAGAUUCUGUAUCAGCUCAGAGAUUGAAUGUCGAACGAGCUUUGAUCUGCCCUAAUUUCACCGAUCCCCAGCAAUCAAGGAACUUUGCCUCUGCUUCUCCAACAAAGGAACCAAAGAUUAAGGUUCCAGUGGCGAUGUUUGGGGGGUCUGGAAACUACGCGUCUGCAUUAUAUAUUGCAGCUGCAAAAGCCAAAACAUUGGAAAAGGUUGAAGCAGAGCUUCUUGAUCUUGUUGCUGCUUCUCAGAAAUCUCCAACUUUUUCACAGUUCAUGAAGGAUUUGGCAGUGCCAGCAGAUACCCGAGUCAAGGCUAUGACUCAGAUCUGUGAUCAAGCUAAAUUUUCAGAAAUCACAAAGAACUUUUUAGUUGUUCUGGCUGAUAACGGGAGGCUCCGCCAUGUGGACACCAUUGCAAAGAGAUUUUCAGACUUGACCAUGGCACACAGAGGAGAAGUCAAAGCCAUUGUUACCACUGUCAUUCCACUUCCUGCUGAAGAGGAGAAAGAACUGAAAGACACUUUACAGGAGAUUCUUGGGAAAGGAAAGAAGGUUAAGCUUGAACAGAAGAUUGAUCCAAGUAUUCUUGGUGGGCUUGUGGUGGAAUUUGGUCAGAAGGUGUUUGACAUGUCCAUAAAGACACGUGCCAAACAAAUGGAGAGGUUCUUGCGAGACCCCAUCAACUUUGAUGCCUAAACAACUUAUCUUUUUGAAAUUACCAUCUUGCCCUAAUGACAGCUUUUGUUUUUCAUUUCAUUCCCCAUGUUUUUUUUUUGCAAAUAAGAAAAACCGUUGAGGUAUUGUUAAUGUAUACAUGAUUAAAUACUGGGGGAUAUUUUUCAUGAUAAAGAUGAUGGUAUGCAUAUCUUCUGUGCAAAGGAGAGAAUGAAAGCGAGUUUAUGUUC
Molecule: messenger RNA, 1104 nt
Organism: Lactuca sativa (garden lettuce)
Lineage: Eukaryota; Viridiplantae; Streptophyta; Magnoliopsida; Asterales; Asteraceae
Product: ATP synthase subunit O, mitochondrial
Biological process (GO): proton motive force-driven ATP synthesis
Cellular component (GO): membrane
Molecular function (GO): proton-transporting ATP synthase activity, rotational mechanism
Source: RefSeq, a predicted model, not a curated record